Messenger RNA from Hermetia illucens (black soldier fly), 4043 nucleotides. Its product is annotated as indole-3-acetaldehyde oxidase-like. Gene Ontology annotation, molecular function: iron ion binding; oxidoreductase activity; FAD binding. NCBI's taxonomy places the organism in Eukaryota, Metazoa, Arthropoda, Insecta, Diptera, Stratiomyidae. The transcript has 8 exons. The coding region runs from base 64 to 3837 and encodes 1257 amino acids. The record is from RefSeq and is a predicted model, not a curated record.
CUUUCCUCAUCGCCUCGGCCGCUCAAGAUCAAGGAACAGUUGCAUUUAUCUGAACUUGGGACAAUGUCGAUCGAUCUCACUAUUAACGGAAAACUAUAUUCAGUGAAAUGUGAAGAAUAUCCUGCCGACAUCACCUUAAACACAUUCAUCCGUGAAUAUGCUAAGUUGUUCGGAACCAAAUUCUAUUGUUUGGCAGGAGGAUGUGGUUGCUGUACCGUUACCAUUCGAACGCAUCAUCCGGUGUCUAAUCAGUACUACAGUCGAGCAGCGAACUCGUGUCUCACUCUUUUGAACGUAUGUAAUAAUUGGGAUGUAGUAACAAUCGAAGGGUUGGGAGACCGACAUACUGGCUACCACCCAUUGCAAGAACGGCUAGCUCACUUCAAUGGCACCCAAUGUGGAUAUUGUUCCCCAGGAAUGAUAAUGAAUAUGUACAGCCUUUUAGAAGCAUUUGGGGGAUCAGUUUCUUCAGGGCAAAUAGAGAACAGCUUUGGUGGCAACUUGUGUAGAUGCACAGGCUAUCGACCAAUUCUUGACACAAUGAAAUCAUUCGCAUCCGAUUGUGAAUAUGAGUUCGUCGACAAGGAGUAUGACAUCGAAGAUUUGCGGCUUUGUCCGAAGGUAGGAAAAGUUUGUGGUAGAAAGUGUCAGAUUCCGAAAACUGUAAAGAUAGAUGAUCACCGACUGUGGUACCAUCCGCAAAGUUUGGCAGAGAUUUUCCACAUUCUGGAUAACAUUCAUGACAGUCGUUAUAUGCUGGUUGCUGGAGGCACAGCCCAUGGAGUUUACCGAAGAGAUCCUGAUAUUGAAAUUUUUAUUGAUGUGAAUAAUGUGAUGGAGCUUCGCAGCUAUAACAUUGGGGACAUUGUUGAGUUGGGGGGAAACAUGCCGUUGACAGAAAUGAUGAGGGUGUUGCAGGAAGCAUCGGCUAAACCUGGAUUUGAAUACUUUAAGGAAACUUUGAAACAUUUGGAUUUGGUGGCUAGCGUACAAGUUCGGAAUUUUGGAACGAUUGCUGGCAAUCUGAUGAUCAAGCAUGCUCACAACGAGUUCGUUUCGGACAUAUUCACGAUGCUGUUAACUAUUGGAACCCGAAUUGUAGUUGCCAACUCUUCCUCUCAGGUAGAAGGAACACUGCAGGAAUUUCUGAAUUACGACAUGAGGCGUCAAGUAAUUGUGAAGCUCAUCCUGCCCCAGUGGGAUAAAAAUACAACUUUGUAUGGUGCAUAUAAGAUUUUACCACGGGCUCAACAUGCGCAUGCCUUUGUAAAUGCUGGAUUUCUUUUCACAUUUUCUGGAUCACAGGUUAAAUCAUCGAGGAUAGUAUUCGGGGGAAUAAAUCCACAUUUUACGAUAUCUGAAGCGACUGCAGACUUUUUCAAAGGUCGCAAACUUUUUGACCCGGAGACUUUCGCACAAGCAGUUGAAAUUUUAGAUACUGAACUGCAACCCGAUUGGGUUUUGCCGGCACCGUCACCAGAAUAUCGUAGGAAAUUGGCACUUGGGUUAUUUUAUAAGUUUAUACUAAAAAAUGCCCCGGAAAAUUUUAUAAAGCCAACAUAUCGCAGUGGUGGCCACUUACUGAAACGGCCGCUCUCAAGCGGGUCACAAUUCUUUGACACCAGAAAGGAAAAAUGGCCUGUGAAUCAACCGGUUCGGAAGUUAGAAGCAUUGUGGCAGUGUUCGGGUGAAGCAAACUACUCUAAUGAUAUUCCGCACAUGAGAGGUGAAGUUUGGGCCGCAUUUGUUCCAGCCACAAAAGUUCAUGCGACUGUCGCACAAAUUGAUGCCUCUGAAGCCCUCGCUAUGCCGGGAGUCAUUGCGUUUUUCUCAGCGAAAGACAUACCAGGAACCAACUCUUUUGUUGCGGUUGGGCUUUUUAACAUUUUCGAAAAUGAGGAGUUGUUUUGUGCUGAUAUAGUGAAGUAUCAUUCGCAACCUGUUGGUGUUAUUUUGGCAAAAUCAAACGAAUUAGCCACACUUGCAUCUACGAGGGUUCGUAUAUUAUACGAGCAUAGGACAGUAGAACAGAAAGUCAAACCAACAGUGAAAGAUAUGAUUGACCAAAGGCACAUCAUUGAGUAUGAUAACAGUGAUGAAGAUUUUGUGGAUGUGGAGAAAUCCGAAGAUGCUUUGACAAAACGGAAACGAAUUCGAGGUUACUUUGAAAUGGGUGGCCAGUUUCAUUUUUCAAUAGAAUCUCACUCUACAGUUUGUAUACCUCGAGAAGGUGGGCUACUUUUGUAUUCAGCGACACAUUGGAUGGAUUUAGUCCAGGCCGGUAUCACCAACGCUUUAAACAUUCCAGAUAAUAAGAUUGAAGUUGAUGUUCGUCGUUUAGGUGGUAGCUUCGGCUGCAAAAUAUCUCGUUCCAAUCAUGUUGCAGUGGGUUGCGCUUUAGCGAGCUGGUUAUCAAAUCGUCCAGUGCGAUUUGUCCAGAGUGUUGAAAAUAAUAUGAGAAUAUCUGGAAAAAGAUUCGCUUGCAUCAGUGAUUACACACUUUCUGUGGGUGACGAUGGGAAACUGAAAUCUUAUACUCUUAAUUUUUACGAGGACAUGGGCGUUACGGUGAAUGAGAGUCCAGUUGAGACUUUCACAAUUCCGGCUGUUGCUAAUUGUUACCAACGCAAUUCUUCUUGGAUCAUCAAUGGUGCUAAUGUUCUCACAGAUGCGCCUUCUCAUACAUGGUGUCGUGCGCCUGGAACACUAGAAGGGAUAGCUAUGACCGAAAACGUUAUGGAACAUAUUGCUUGGACUGUAAAAAUGGAUCCAGUUGACGUCCGUUUGAAUAACAUUCCUUCAGGAAGCGAGGCGAGACGUUUGCUUCUAGAUUUCAUCAAAGAUACAGAUUAUCGACAACGUCGCAAAGAUAUAAACACUUUCAACGAGCAAAAUCGGUGGAGAAAGCGUGGGAUUGCAAUAUCUCUCAUGCGGUAUCCUAUUAUCUACUUAAUGAACAUAUCCGCUGCAGUUGCGAUUUACCACUAUGACGGGACUGUCCUUAUUAGUCAUGGAGGAAUCGAGAUGGGGCAGGGAAUCAACACGAAAGCUGCUCAAGUUGCCGCCUAUACACUUGGAAUCCCACUGGAGAUGGUCUCGGUGAAGGCGUCGAACUCAUUUGAUGGAGCUAAUAGCAUUUGCAGUGGUGGGAGUAUAACAAGCGAAACUGUUUGUUAUGGUGUUCGAAAAGCAUGCAAUCAAUUAUUGGCUAGAAUGAAACCUAUUCGGGAUAAAAUGAAAAACCCUACCUGGCUGCAAGUGGUGCAGAAAAGCCACGAAGAAAAUGUUAAUCUUUUCUCACGGCAAAUCCACAAACAAGGAGACUUAGAAGGAUAUGACGUAUGGGGAAUGUCAUGCACCGAAAUGGAGGUGGAUAUUCUCACUGGAAAGUGGCAAAUAACCCGAGCAGAUAUAUUAGAAGACACUGGCGAAAGCUUAAGUCCUUUAAUUGAUGUAGGACAAAUUGAAGGAGGCUUUGUUCAGGGGUUGGGGUACUGGUUGACAGAAAAGCUUGUAUACGAUCGUCAAACCGGGGAGCUGAAGACUUUUGAUACUUGGGAGUACCAUGUACCGGGCGCUAAGGACAUCCCAAUUGAUUUCCGAAUAAAACUCUUCCAAAAGCGGCCAAACCCAAAAGGAUUUUUACGUUCAAAGACAACUGGUGAAAUGGGCACUUGCAUGUCAAUCUCUGCAGUAUUUGCUUUACGUCAUGCAUUAAACUCUGCGAGGGAAGAUAUUGGCAUUGAUGAGUGGUAUCAUCUGGGAGCUCCUACAACUAUUGAAGAUAUUGCCCUGGCUGCGGGACACACAAAGAAUGAUUUCAAGUUAAAUGCAUAAGAUCUAACUUUUACCAACCGUAUCUUGCAGCUUAGGUUUUGAAUUGCAGAAAUCUUACAAAAAUUCAAAAAUAAUCGACAAGCGUUCUUUCUACGUCGAAGUAGAGAAUAAUGGUAUAUUUUAAUCGUGCACUGUUUCAAUUUUCUUGUUUAAAUAACGGGUUAUAGGUCAUAAAAUACUCACUAAUGUUAAGUGUUUUAAUUGCA